Molecule: messenger RNA, 445 nt
Organism: Mizuhopecten yessoensis (Yesso scallop)
Lineage: Eukaryota; Metazoa; Mollusca; Bivalvia; Pectinida; Pectinidae
Product: 40S ribosomal protein S14-A-like
Exons: 1
Biological process (GO): translation; ribosomal small subunit assembly; maturation of SSU-rRNA from tricistronic rRNA transcript (SSU-rRNA, 5.8S rRNA, LSU-rRNA)
Cellular component (GO): cytosolic small ribosomal subunit; ribosome
Molecular function (GO): mRNA 5'-UTR binding; structural constituent of ribosome; small ribosomal subunit rRNA binding
Source: RefSeq, a predicted model, not a curated record
AUGUCCAAGCGUGCCGCUAAAGCUACCAAACAACAAGAAGUCGUUCAACUUGGUCCAAAGGUCAAGGAAGGAGAAAUUGUCUUCGGUGUCUGUCACAUCUACGCCGGUUUCAACGAUACCUUCGUUCACGUUACUGAUUUAACUGGUAGAGAAACACUUGUCAGAGUUACUGGUGGUAUGAAGGUUAAGGCUGAUCGUGAUGAAUCUUCUCCAUAUGCUGCUAUGUUAGCUUGCCAAGAUGUUGUUGCUCGUUGCAAGGAACUCGGUAUUAACGCCGUCCACAUUAAGCUUAGAGCUACUGGUGGUGUUGGUACUAAGACCCCAGGUCCAGGUGGUCAAGCUGCCAUCAGAGCCUUAGCUAGAGCUGGUAUGAAGAUCGGUAGAAUUGAAGAUGUUACUCCAAUCCCAACUGACUCUACCAGAAGAAAGGGUGGUCGUCGUGGUC